Messenger RNA from Microplitis mediator, 1801 nucleotides. Its product is annotated as phosphoribosyl pyrophosphate synthase-associated protein 2. Gene Ontology annotation, biological process: 5-phosphoribose 1-diphosphate biosynthetic process; purine nucleotide biosynthetic process. Bases 308 to 1381 code for a protein of 357 amino acids. Gene Ontology annotation, cellular component: ribose phosphate diphosphokinase complex; cytoplasm. NCBI's taxonomy places the organism in Eukaryota, Metazoa, Arthropoda, Insecta, Hymenoptera, Braconidae. Gene Ontology annotation, molecular function: magnesium ion binding; ribose phosphate diphosphokinase activity. The record is from RefSeq and is a predicted model, not a curated record. The transcript has 6 exons.
AUUCUUUUUUAAAUUAUAAUAAAAUUAAAAACAACAGUUUAAAAUAAAAAAAUCCUAGGUAUUCUAGGGUAAAUACGUAUUUACUAAAAUGAUAGUUGAGACUAUUGAUUAACCAGCUGAUGUUUGCAAGGUUUGGCGAGUAGUAAUCUAAUAAAAAAAAAAAAACAUUGUAAACUCAUGGAUAUUGAAUACGUAUUUACAGUCUUAACUUUGUUUUGUAACAUUCAUUAAUGAAUAUAAAACAAAUGUUUAAUCAAUAAAUAUUUGAUUCGAAAUCAAGAAUAAACGAGUAUUAUAUCAAAGUAAAAUGGAUAAAUCAACUGCUUCGGAUAUUGUGAUUGUAUCGGGAAACUCACAUCCUGAGCUUGCCGAAUUAAUUGCCAAUCGACUUGGUGUGAAAAAUGGCGGGUGUUUUGUUUACUACAAAACAAAUCGAGAAACAAUGGUCGAAAUUGCUGAUUCUGUACGAGGAAAAGAUAUUUAUAUUAUUCAAACAGGCACUAAAGAUGUUAAUAACAACAUAAUGGAAUUAUUGAUAAUGGCAUACGCUUGUAAAACAUCGUCAGCUAAAAACAUUAUCGGUGUAAUUCCUUACUUACCUUAUUCAAAACAAUGCAAAAUGCGUAAGCGUGGUUGCAUUGUUUCUAAAUUACUUGCAAAAAUGAUGUGUAAAAGUGGUCUUACACAUAUCAUAACAAUGGACCUUCAUCAAAAAGAAAUUCAAGGAUUUUUUGAUUGUCCUGUUGACAACUUACGUGCUAGUCCAUUCCUUCUUCAGUAUAUUCAAGAAAGUGUACCGGAUUACCGUAAUUCUGUAAUAGUUGCAAAAAAUCCAGGAAGUGCUAAAAAAGCCACCAGUUAUGCUGAAAGACUUCGAGUUGGAAUAGCUGUCAUUCAUGGUGAGCAACGAGAAUCUGAGUCUGAUAUGAAUGAUGGACGUAAUUCGCCACCACCAACUGUACUGUUGUCAUCAAGAACUAUGGAAGUUGGUGUUGGUGUACCAUCACAUCCAGCUAAAGAAAAACCUCCAAUAAAUGUUGUUGGUGAUGUGAAUGGUCGUAUUGCGAUUAUGGUCGAUGAUAUGGUAGAUGAUGUUCAAUCAUUUGUUGCUGCAGCUGAAGUUUUAAAAGAACAAGGAGCUAAUAAAAUUUAUGUUCUUGCUACACACGGACUCCUUAGUUCAGACGCUCCAAGACUCAUUGAAGAAUCACCUAUUGAUGAGGUCGUCGUUACUAAUACUAUUCCACAUGAAAUACAAAAGAGCCAAUGCUCAAAAAUUAAAACUGUCGAUAUAAGUAUUCUAGUAGCAGAAGCUAUUCGUCGUAUUCACAACAAAGAAUCAAUGUCUUAUCUGUUCAAAAAUGUCACUACUGAAGACUAAAUAUUUUAUUUGAUAUAAAAUAUUAAGUAUAAAGUAAAAAAAAGGAUCGUCGCCUUAAACAAUGGAGAAUAAAUAAAAAAAAAUUAAAUAACUUUAUUUGACAUAAAGUAAUGAAAGUUUUAUAAAUCUAAAAAAUAAUAAUCAACACAAAAUGGAAAUAUAUAUUAAAACAUACAACAGUUCCGUGUUAGGGACCAGAUCAGGGUUAUGUAUAUUCCUCAAUUUUUAUAUGAUAUUUUUAUAUAUUUUUUCGAUAAACAAUCACAAACAAGAAGAAAGAAUGAAUUUUUGAAACGAACUACUAUUAGACUUUUUUUUUUUAUUAAUUUAUAUUACUAAGUAUACUAUUUUUUUUUUUUUUGUUCGCUGUAUUACAAUAAUUGAAAUUUCAUAUUUCAUUAUAUUUAACAUAAGGGUUCU